AUGAACCAGGAACUUAAAGAAACGUUCAUUGCGAACUUGGGGGAAUGGGAAUGGGACGAAUCCUGGAAAUCGUUCUCAGAGCUCGAUCCAGAAUUCUUCGAGGCCAGCGUGAGAUUGAAAGCUGUCCCAAAAAAGAGCGAACAUCUUUCGCCCAAGGUCCAAAGCUUCAUUUCACUGGCCGUUAACUCUUCAUCAACACACCUGUACGCGCCAGGUGUUAGGGCGAACAUCAAGGAAGCUUUGGCUAAUGGAGCCACAGGCGCAGAAAUUAAGGAAAUCAUCCAGCUUACAUCAACACUUGGCAUACAUGCAUGCAACGUUGGUGUCCCUACAUUAGUAGAGGUUAUGAAGGAGGAAGGGCUGUACGAUAGUCACCCUACGGCAGGAAAGCCUUUGGACGCUUCGAAGCUUCAGUUACAGGAAGACUUCACUCAGAAGCGCGGCUACUGGCAUAGCUUCUGGGAAGAGUUCCUUGCACUGGAUCCAGACUUCUUCGCAGCAUACACCACUUUCUCCUCAGCCCCAUGGCUUCCGGAUGACUCCAAGGCCAAGAAUUUGGGUGUACUAGAACCGAAGGUUAAAGAACUAAUUUACUGCGCAUUUGAUGCCGCCGCCACACAUCUGUAUCGCCCGGGACUGAAAGAACACAUGAGGAAUGCGCUGCGGUACGGAGCGACUGUGGAAGAAAUACUGGAAGUGCUUGAAAUUGCGUCGCAGCUAAGCAUUCACACAGCCAAUCUAGCUUACCCAAUACUCGCCGAGGAACUCGAAAGUAAGAAAUGA
Bipolaris oryzae ATCC 44560 is the source of this 783-nucleotide messenger RNA. RefSeq lists its product as uncharacterized. Lineage: Eukaryota; Fungi; Ascomycota; Dothideomycetes; Pleosporales; Pleosporaceae. Gene Ontology annotation, molecular function: peroxiredoxin activity. The transcript has 2 exons. The record is from RefSeq and is a predicted model, not a curated record. The coding region runs from base 1 to 783 and encodes 260 amino acids.